Molecule: messenger RNA, 7603 nt
Organism: Cydia strobilella
Lineage: Eukaryota; Metazoa; Arthropoda; Insecta; Lepidoptera; Tortricidae
Gene: RhoGEF64C
Exons: 11
Coding region: 432-5741 (1769 amino acids)
Biological process (GO): positive regulation of Rho protein signal transduction
Molecular function (GO): guanyl-nucleotide exchange factor activity
Source: RefSeq, a predicted model, not a curated record
GCGGUGAGCGCCAGUCGCUGGCUUGAGAGAGAGGCGUGCGGUUCUCUGCUGCGCCUGAGUUGAACGCACACUCGGCGCGUGCGCCAACCGUUCCAUUUUCAAACAUUCACAUUGUAAGGACUAAGUGACAGUGACCGGAAAACUUGUGUUCAAAAGGGUACUCCGAGUGUUUUAUCUAGACGUUACCUAUACAGUGAGUGUUCUAAACGGAGAUUGUGAGAAUUUUUCUCGUUAUUUGACACACAUAUGACGUGAAUAACGGUGCGAUCAGACUUGAUCGACUCGCUAAAAUCGAAGUGUUAGUGUUUCCUACAGCAGUGUCGGAAUUUUUAACGGACUUGCUUAAGUAAAGAUUGUGAGCGGUUUUGUGGCGUUCUUCUAUCAUUCAAGAGCGAUGUCUCGGUGGAAAGGCAAGCUGAGGUAGCCGGCAGAUGGCAGCAGCGCCGGCGAUGUUCCGGCCGGGGCCACUGGACCCCUGCUACGCUCAAAGGAUAUAUGAUACACCGGAGAGCGCGAAGACGAAGAAAUGGUCAUCAAAAUUGAAACUGAAUACUUCAGGGAGUGUAAAAUCAUCCGAAAAAUCACCGGAAAGCCCAUAUAUGUAUGGAACCAUAAGCAGACCCAGUGGGUCGUCUUUAUCCAAGUCCAUGAAGUACGCUGAAACAUGGUUGUAUGGCUCUGUGAGGACUCAAACCCCACCGAUGAGACCCAGCGUGUUCUCAGCAUAUUCGGAAGUACCUGGCCCUGUUCUAAUAAGUACUCCUCAGAAACCAACACCUCACAAUUACGCUGUAAUACUAUGUUCCUGUCCUGAGUACCUUAAUGGUACAAAGAAAACCAGCUCUACCAAAGUCAGUAUAUGUAAGAAAUGCAAGGGAUCUCGAUUACCUUUAACAAUAGCCGAAAGCCCGCGGAUGUUAGUGGGAGGCACAGUCAGGGGACAUCAAGUGAACAGAGAUGCUGGUUUACUUAGAGCUGGGACGGUCAGGGUUCAGGGAUCCAAGGCGAGACCUUCUAUACUUAAAUCAAAUGGAGAUAACGAUCCUUACGAUUUGAUGAGACGAAGUCGGUUAGCACCUCCACAUGAAGCUCGUAUUGGAAGUCAAUUCUCAACGACUCGUUCACGGGCUAAAAGUAUCAGCCCAUGUAGAGGAAAAAAUAAGAAACCGAGUCCAGAAUCGCAACGUAAAAUUAGAAGUAAAUCUGUGAGUAGAGUCAAUGAAGUCUGGGUUGACGAAGAUAAUAAUGCAAACGAUUCUAAGAAGUCUAUUUUAUCAUGUGACAUCAACCCAUAUGAUCUGGUUAAGUCAAGUGGUCAUUCAAAAUCAUUAGUCGAAAUAGAAUUUGAUGAUGAUUAUGCUGAUAUGUUUCAAGAUGCUCUUAAAGUAGGUAAUCCUAGACCACUGAGUAAAUCCAAGUCAGAUACUAAUGUUAAAGCUAUAGGUGGCCAACGAAUUCGUAUAUCAGACGAAUCCAAGACUUACGCUAUACAAGAUAUAACUUCUUACGACUCCUUAAACUGUGAUCUCAAAAAUUUUGAAAUGAAAACGCAGGAAAUACCUUCCUUAUUACCAAAUAUUAAAACUGAGAGCAAUAAAUCGUUGCCUGUGAACAAACACACUAAUAAAAAGACUAUUAACUUAUCUCUCGCAAAUCGUACAAAACAGAAAAGUAUUUCUCCAAAAAGACCGCCGAGAAGAGUACGAAAUGCAAGAACCGACGAUGAUAGUGAAAGUGACAACCAACGUCUACCAGAACGUAAUUAUGUUAGAAAAGCGACCUCAGAUAACUCACGAAAUUUAAAAUAUAAAACAAAUAGCUCUGAAAAUAUAAAGUCUAUACUAAAAAAACCAAGAAAUUACGAUUUAUAUAUGGCCAAUCCAAAACCAGAAACAUCCGACGAAUCGUCUGAAAAGAAACGAAGCAAUGCUUCACAGUUCUAUCUUCCUAAGCCAAAGGAGAAAGGCUUUACUACGACACAAAAUAUGUUACAACGAAAACGUGUCCAAUUUUUGGUAGAAAAUGAAGAAACAAAAGUUAUUUACACUGCAGAAUUCAAUCUUCAAGAAAAUACAGUUAGAGGAAUACCAGGAGAUAUACCAGUAGACGUGGAAGACGACAUCGUAGCAGAAGGUGAUAUUGUCAGCCACAGUUUGACAGAGGUUGACGUUGAACUAGCUAAAUUAAUCACACAGAGUACAGGAAAUGCUCCAACCCUUUAUGAAGACGUACAAGUGAAUAACAAUUUUGGAGCUAUUGCGGAAGACACCAGCCCCGUUGAAACCAAUGUCUUUUCAAAUAAUGCGACGAACUCAACAGAAGAAAAUGUAGCAGAUAACGAAUUACCAAAAGUACCUGUUCUGCGUCGCUCAGAAUCAGAAAGACUAACUUCGAUUAUGUCAGUUGCACCUCCUAAAUUUCUGGACAGUAUGGCGUUGCGUCCCAAACCUAAACAUGGACAUACAAGUCAAGUCUUUUUGGGAUCUCUUAAUGAAUACGAACAUAACAAAGAUAAUAAUUUACGAAAUGAAUCACCGCAAAUAAAUAAUUCUCAACUGGUUGAAAAAAUUGUAUCUCAAAAUAAUGAAGAAUCAGGAAACCUAAGUGAUAAUAGUGACAUAACACAGAAAAUUCUACAUAAUUUGCGACGAGGUAUAUCAGAAUCUCCUGAGCCGCCUCCUAGGCUCAAAGUAAAGGACCGUAAAUUAAAGAAAAAUAAUUAUGUAAAAACUCGAUUCAUUAGAAAUAAUUCUACAAGUUCUACAAGCGACGAAUGGUCUGACGCAAAUGAUAAUGAACAAAGAACUGUUUUACGAGUAAAACAAUUUGAUUCAGAUGAGGGUGAAGAACCCAGUACUUCAAUGGAAAUAACAGAAAGUGAGCCUAGAAAAACAUCUAUUCAGAUAAGCGGCAAUGAAUGCUAUUCAACAAUGAAUGUCAGUAACGAUACGCCUAUUUAUCUUUCUUCAGUCGUGGUUAAUGACGAUUCAGGAAACACGUGUGAUACUUAUCAGACUGGAACCUCAGUUACGAUUAGUGUUGGAACUCCUCAAAAAGAAAUAAAAAAAUCUAAGAGUCAGAUCUAUAUAGGAACGUCAUUGUCUACCCGUAGAGAAAAGAAAGAGGAGUCAAAUACAUACGAAGAGUAUUACAAUCAAUCAAUUAAUUCUAAUAAUACAUCUAAUUCAUUCAAUGACCUCAGUACAUCUGAUAUGUCCACAAUACUAAAUGAUCCUGUACAAGCUGUCAAAUUAAACCUUGUUCCACACGUUUGUGGCAAAAAUAAUAAUUUAUUGGAUAACAGUGUUGAAUCUUUUGAUCAAUCUCCGGAUGAGAAACAGUCACAAAAUGGAAAUUUCGUUAGUAAACUCUUUGACGAUCCAUUCUUUGGCCAUUUAGCAGAAGGUCUCGACUCAGGUUUAGUAAAAAAAUUAAUAGAAAAUUCGCUUAUUAAACUUCAAGAGACUAAACACCACGAUGGACCAGAAACACAAGAAAUCACUAUUGGGGAAUUGAUUGAAAGCUCUUUAACGAAUCUCAAAGAAGAAAUUAAUAAAAGAGAAGAGACAAAAAUGAAUAAUAAUGUCAACGAACAGAAUAGCGCCAGAGAUGACGAGUCGGACAAGAAAGCAGUCGACACGUCAGCUUGUCUAGAAAACGACGACAACGGCUGCUCUGCUCCCUAUGAAAGUAUGGAGUAUGAAAGCGGUGCUAUGGGAGUAUUUUCAGACCUUGAACCUAUGUCAGACUGUUAUAAUGCGUCCGCGAGCGAACUUUCUACUGAAGAUGACACCACUUCAACAAGAUCUAAAUUUUAUCAAAUGUUAGUUGAUGCUGCGCUAUGCGAUAUCGAGAUAGCAAGCAACACUGAUGAUGAUCAUCACUAUGAAUCAAUCCGUCUUAACAGUGAUCCUAUUUAUGAAGAAAUUGGUGAUAUGCCACCCCCAUUACCAGUUAAUCCUCCUCCAACAUCAUUGUCAAUAUUAGACGAAGAGAAACGAUGUGGUUCGCGGUCGAUUUUUGAAGGAGCAUCAAAAUAUGAUAUUUUAUCCUAUUUGGUUGAUGCUAAAGAAAGAGGUAUCGAUGACGAAGAUACGUAUAUUACCAGUUUCGGCAAUGAAAACGAUUCACUGAAUCAAUCCAAAGACAAACUAAUAAAUUCAGAAAUAAAUGCCCGUCUAAGCAGUAAUACAAGCCAUCUAUCAAACGCAUCUGAUUCGAGUGAAGACAAUUCAUUAAUUAUUAACCAUGACAGUAUAGAAAAAACUCUUGUUUGUAAGAAAACAUCCGCUGAAAUCGAAAGAAACGAUUCUGGUGUUGGUUCAGAAACAAGUAAGUCAUCUAGAAGUCGACUACAGGGGAAAAUAUCACCGUGCAAUACAUUGACGGAUAAAGACACUCCAAUACAUCUCUGUGAAGAUUGUGAUACAACGGUUGAGACGCAAGUUACAGAACAAGGUUCUUUAUAUGCUCCACUACUAUGCCGAAAAUGCGCGAAGAAACGGUCAGAGAGAAAAGAAAUCAUAACGGAAAUUGUAGAGACUGAGGAAAAGUAUGGGCGGGAUUUGCAAAUUAUUCUUGAGGAGUUUUACAAACCCAUGUUGGUCGCGGGCUUACUUAAUCAAGAACAAUUAAGUGCAAUUUUCCUUAAUGUUGAAGAACUUAUUGAAAAUAAUCAAGUGUUGUCUGAAAAAUUAAGAGACGCCCUCGAAAUUGCGGUUGACCAAGGAGAUGAGGACUUAUUGACAGUCAACGUGGGGAAGAUACUUCUUGAGUGUUCUGGCAUGCUGACAGCAUUCCAGUCAUACUGUGUGAAACAAGCGGGCGCUGCGCUUCUAUUAGCGGGCCUUGAAAAAGAUAAAGAACUUCUUCGGAUAUUUUUGCGAGUCUCACAAAUGGAAAACACUGUUUUGAGGAGGAUGAACUUGAACUCUUUCUUAAUGGUACCUGUACAACGUGUAACAAAAUAUCCGCUCCUGCUAUCGCGGCUUCAUCGUUCAACGGCCGCUUGCGCUGCUGAAAGGGAUGACGUGCGCAGCGCCCAGCGUUGUGUCGAAUCCAGACUGGAGGAGAUGAACGCAGCAGCGGCAGCGGCGGCAGCUGCAGCUAGAGAUGUCCCCUUGUGGAGAAGACUUGCCGCGGCCAGAAGAACCGCACACGAUCUCCACGUCGCCGAUAUCAGGCUAAGAAAAAUGGCCGUUGACGUGCUUGACUGGAAUCACGAUGAUGCAAGGUUCGCAAUGGAAGGGAAGCUUCUGUUCACCCAGCCGAAUGACAACAACUGGCGGAAAGGACGCACAAUCAAGCUGACGCCCAUCAACGCCCUUUUGGUAACUAACGGAAAGCCAACGAUUACGCACAAAACGAACGAGAUCCGCGAAACCAGAGAAGCAAGAGAUCGCGAAGCGAGAGAAAGAGACGGCGAUGCUCUGUUUGCACGGAGUGGUGUGAGAGAGGCUGCUCUUCUUCUAGUGAGAGAGAAGGCGGGAAGAUACACGCUGCAGAGAGAACCGCUUUUCUUGGAUAGGUGCGUGGUGGCUGCGGAUCAUGAACCCGAACAUUUUUUCGAAGUUCACGAGAUUACUACUAAGGAUUCGUAUAUUUUCAAGGCAGAAGAAAGCUCGCGCACGCGCACUUGGUACCGUCAGCUGCAGUACCACGCCCAAGGCGCCGGCGCAUGGCGCAAGCGGCGCAACGCGUUAGCUAACAUCAUGAUCAACCCGAUGCUUACUAGAAAUUAACUCGAACACUCUUCACUUCACUUGAAAUACUUAUUAUAUUUAUCCUUUCCAACACUUUCUGCUGAGAAGGUCAAAGAAAGAUGUAUGUUGUCCUGAGCAGCAAAAUAAUCUACUAUCUAGAAAGUGCCCGGCGAAAAGAUUGAUGACCUUUAGAUACCAAUUACUACAACUUACUAAUUAGGGUUUCAUAGAAUCCAGCUAGAAUUAUACAUAUUAUUAUACAUUUUCGUAAAUCACACACCAAUCAUUCAUGCAUAUUUACUUUUAAUUUAGUUAGCCCAAAUGAUCUUUUUUACAGUAACUGCUGGAAGACAGUAAGAGAAACAAAGUAAUAAUUUUGUUUUUAACGAAAACAUCGUAUUUAAAACAUGGUCUAUUUACUGUUAACAUAUAUUCCCGUUAUGUAAAUCAGUCAAAUAAAAAGGUACCACAUUGUUGCUUGCCAUAAGAAAGCUUUGACAGGUUACUCGUAUAAAGAUACGAGCAAAUUUCAUCCUUAUGGUAAGCGACAAUGUGGUACAUUUUGCUUGAGAACGUCACAUUUAGAGGAACGCAAAAAAAAGGUUUAAUUACUGGAUUAAUUUAAGUAAUUUCAAAAUUGGUAAUUAAACUUUUUUCUGCGUUCCUCUAAAUUUGUCCAUGAGUGUAGUAUAAAUAAUAUAUUCGAAGUAUUUUAAGUAAAUUGGGAGCUUGUUUUAAAAUUCGAGGUAAAAUCCAUUUCCCAUAUAACUGAAAAUUCUUUUAAAAUUAAAUUCCCGCUUCAAAAUAGUUCUAGUUCAAAAAUCAAUAGAUUGCUACAUGCAUUUACAUUGCAUUUUGAUGCGUGAAUGCUCUAACUACGGUAUUUUAUGUGUGGCAUAAAAUAAUAAAAUUGUAAGUGGUUAUUUCUAAAUACAUAGAGUUUUUUUAACAUACUUAUCACAUAGGUACAGAGUCAACCAAUUUGAUUCAUAGGUCACUAUAGAACCAUGUCAUAAAGAAUUAAUUUGUUUGUCUUCUACGACAGUACUUAUAGAAUAAUGUAAGUAUGUAUCUAAUAGUAAAAGCGACAAGGUUCCAUAGUGGCCUAGGAAUCAAAUUGGUUGACUGUACUUAGCUCAUCGGUUUUUGCCAUUCGAGAAAAUGCAUUUCAUGGUUGCUUUUGUUUUAAAUAUACCUACGUUGAUACUUAGGGAAAAUUAUUGUUUGGACCGAAAGGUUAUACGAGUAUAUAUUUAAGCUUACACAUUCCUAUAUAAUUUCAUAAUUAUUUAUGUAUCGAUUAGUUCACAAAAUAAUUAUUGUUAUUUGUAAAUAAUUCUAAUAUCAUUUGCCAAUAGUUUUAAUGUUAGCUUUACACCAAAAUAUAGUUGUUGAAGCCAUGUACCCUAUAUUUAAAAAGUAGUUAUAAUUGUAUAAAAACUAACUAAUAAUUUCGGGUUGUUUCAUAACAUUUCAGGCUUACCUUAUUUGGUUGAAAUGAAUCUAAAAUACAUAAAUAAUUGAGACCGAGUAAUGUUAUUGUACAUAAUAAACUUAAUAGCUGUGAUAUCCUUUUCUGUAAUCAAAAAUUAAGUUGAAUAAUGCUUGUUUUUGUGGCUUCUUACAUAAUUAUUCCUAAAACUUUGAAUAAAACUACAUAAUAACUACUUAACUAGUCUUAAGAAACGUGUGUAAUACAUAGGUACCUAUUUAAUUUAAGAUAAAGUUUAUAAAAUGGUAUAUAUUUAUUGUAUGUGUUAAAAUUAUGAGUUUUCAAUAUUUUCAGUACCUUAUCAUAUUAUAUGUUAGAAAUUAAACGAUCAUAUCACCUUUGGAAUAUAUUGUAUUUAAUUACAUUAAGUUAGUAGUGCAAACAUGAAAAUAAAUGAUGAAAAAUAUAA